Messenger RNA from Peromyscus maniculatus bairdii (prairie deer mouse), 247 nucleotides. Lineage: Eukaryota; Metazoa; Chordata; Mammalia; Rodentia; Cricetidae. The record is from RefSeq and is a predicted model, not a curated record.
AUGCCGCAGCCCCAAGAUGAAGCCAGUGUGGAUGAGAUGUUCCAAGAGGGCAUGGGGCCCUACAAGGACCUGGAUGAGGCUGGAGGGAGCACUGGCCUCUUGAUGGACUUGUCAGCCAAUGAAAAGACAGUUCAUGCGAACUUUUUUAAUGAUUUUGAAGAUAUCUUUGAUGAUGAUGUCCAGUGAAGCUGUCCAGUCGUAUAUGUUCCACAUUUGUGAUAUGUCUUGAAUUUCUCAAGACAGAAUG